Molecule: messenger RNA, 7523 nt
Organism: Cololabis saira (Pacific saury)
Lineage: Eukaryota; Metazoa; Chordata; Actinopteri; Beloniformes; Belonidae
Product: ephrin type-B receptor 2-like
Exons: 17
Coding region: 370-3420 (1016 amino acids)
Biological process (GO): cell surface receptor protein tyrosine kinase signaling pathway; axon guidance; protein phosphorylation
Cellular component (GO): neuron projection; plasma membrane
Molecular function (GO): protein binding; transmembrane-ephrin receptor activity; ATP binding
Source: RefSeq, a predicted model, not a curated record
UCCGUCCCACUUCCCUCCAUCAUCUCUCCAUCACCACCAUCAUCCUCCGGAGGAAUGACGAGGUCUGGAUGAAUCUGCUCUUCCCUCCAUCUCCUCCAUCGUUCCCUCCAUCUCCUCCAUCAUCUCUCCAUCAUCUCUCCAUCUCCACCUUCGUCCUACGGAGACGAGGAUGACGAGGUCUGGAUGAAUCUGCUCGGCGUUCCCCGCUCGGGUCCCUGCUGUCGUCCAGCCGGACGUCUGGAACGUCUGGAACGUCUGGAACGUCUGGAACUCCGUCUGGAACGUCGUCUGGAACUACGGGAACCACAGGAAGCUCUGGAUUAACCCCUGGAACCUCAGGAACCUCUGGAUUAACCUCUGGAACCUCUAAUGUCUGGGACCAGGGGAAUACCGGGAUUAACGUCUGGAAUAACGGGAAUAACAGGAAACUGUGGAAUAACUGGAAUCAGGAUGGAGCUGCUGAUGGACCUGAUGGUCCUGGUGCUGAUGCUGCCGGGAGUCUGGACUCUGGAAGAAGUUCUGAUGGAUUCAACGACGGCGACGGCAGAACUGGGUUGGACCAUCUACCCGUCAGUGGGGUGGGAGGAGGUCAGCGGCUACGAUGAACACAUGAACACCAUCCGGACCUACCAGGUGUGUAACGUGUUCGACAGCAGCCAGAACAACUGGAUCCGGACCAAGCACAUCCUCCGCCGCGGCGCCCAGCGGAUCCACGUCCAGAUGAAGUUCUCCGUCCGGGACUGCAGCUCCAUCCCCAACGUUCCCGGUUCCUGCAAGGAAACCUUCAACCUGUUCUACUACGAGUCCGACGCCGACGUGGCCGCCGGGAAUUUCCCGGCCUGGAUGGAGAACCCCUGGGUGAAGGUGGACACGAUCGCGGCCGACGAGAGCUUCUCCCGCGUGGACCUCGGCGGCCGCGUGGUGAAAAUCAACAGCGAGGUUCGGAGUUUCGGGCCGGUUUCCCGCCGGGGCUUCUACCUGGCGUUCCAGGACUACGGCGCCUGCAUGUCGCUGGUCGCCGUGCGGGUGUUCUACCGGAAAUGUCCCACCGUGACCAGGAACGGCGCCGUGUUCCCGGAGACGCUGUCCGGGGCGGAGAGCGCCUCCCUGGUGGCGGCCCGGGGGAACUGCGUCCCCAACGGGGAGGAGGUGGACGUUCCCAUCAAGCUGUACUGCAACGGAGACGGGGAGUGGAUGGUUCCCAUCGGACGCUGCCUGUGCAAGGCCGGGUACGAGGCCCUGGAGAACGGGACCGUCUGUAAAGCCUGCGUGUCCGGGUUCUUCAAGUCCUCCCAGGGAGAUCAUCUGUGUCUUCAGUGUCCCGUCAACAGCAGAACCACUGGGGAAGCAGCGACGAGCUGCGUGUGUCGUAGCGGCUACUACCGCGCCGGCGCUGACCCGCCGCAGAUGCCCUGCACCACGGUUCCUUCGGCUCCGCAGAGCGUCAUCUCCAUCGUGAACGAGACGUCUCUGCGUCUGGAGUGGAGCGCGCCGCAGGAGGGCGGCGGCCGCGACGAUGUCGUCUACAACAUCGUGUGUAAGAGCUGCGGCGGCGGCCGCGGCGGCUGCACACGCUGCGGCGACAACGUGCAGUUCUCGCCGCGGCAGCUGGGACUGGUGGACGCCCGCGUGGACAUCAGCGACCUGCUCGCCCACACCAAGUACACCUUCGAGAUCCAGGCCGUCAACGGCGUGUCGGAGCAGAGCGCCUUCUCACCGGCGUUCACGUCCGUCAACAUCACCACCAACCAGGCCGCUCCCUCCAGCGUCUCCAUCAUCCACCAGGUCAGCAGAACUCCCAGCAGCAUCACGUUGUCGUGGUCUCAGCCGGACCAGCCCAACGGAGUCAUCCUGGACUACGAGCUGCAGUACUACGAGAAGAACCAGGCCGAGUGGAACUCGUCCCUCACCAGGAGUCAGACCAACACGGCCGUGAUCCCGGGCCUGAAACCCGGAACCAUCUACGUGUUCCAGGUCCGAGCCCGGACCGUCGCCGGGUUCGGACGCUUCAGCGGGAAAAUGUAUUUCCAGACGAUGACGGACGAGGAAUAUAAGUCCAGUUUCCAGGAGAAACUUCCUCUCAUCAUCGGUUCAUCAGCCGCCGGAGUCGUCUUCAUCAUCGCCAUCACCGUCAUCAUCAUCGUCUGUCGCAGCAGGAGGAAUCCGGAGCGACCGGAGUCUGAAUACACGGAUAAACUGCAGCAUUACACCAGCGGCCACAAAGUGUCUCCAGGGAUGAAGAUCUACAUCGAUCCUUUCACCUAUGAAGAUCCCAACGAAGCCGUCCGGGAGUUCGCCAAGGAGAUCGACAUGUCCUGCGUCAAGAUAGAGCAAGUGAUCGGAGCAGGAGAGUUUGGCGAGGUGUGCAGCGGGAACCUCCGGCUGCCCGGGAAGAGGGAGAUCCUGGUGGCCAUCAAGGCCCUGAAGGCCGGGUACACGGAGCGGCAGCGCCGGGACUUCCUGGGCGAGGCCUCCAUCAUGGGCCAGUUCGACCACCCCAACAUCAUCCACCUGGAGGGCGUGGUGACCAAGAGCAGCCCCGUCAUGAUCGUCACGGAGUUCAUGGAGAACGGGUCCCUGGACUCCUUCCUCAGGCAAAACGACGGGCAGUUCUCGGUCAUCCAGCUGGUGGGGAUGCUGCGCGGCAUCGCGUCGGGGAUGAAGUAUUUGUGCGACAUGAACUACGUCCACCGAGACCUGGCGGCCAGAAACAUCCUGGUCAACUCCAACCUGGUGUCCAAGGUGUCCGACUUCGGCCUGUCCCGGUUCCUGGAGGACGACACGUCGGACCCCACGUACACCAGCGCUCUGGGGGGGAAGAUCCCGAUCCGAUGGACGGCUCCAGAGGCGAUCCAGUACAGGAAGUUCACGUCGUCCAGCGACUGCUGGAGUUACGGAAUCGUGAUGUGGGAGGUGACGUCGUACGGAGAACGGCCGUACUGGGACAUGAGCAACCAGGACGUGAUUAACGCGAUAGAGCAGGACUACCGUCUCCCUCCGCCCAUGGACUGUCCCAGCGCUCUCCACCAGCUGAUGCUGGACUGCUGGCAGAAGGAGAGGAACAACCGGCCCAAGUUCAGCCAGAUCGUAGGAACUCUGGACAAGAUGAUCCGUAACCCCAGCACGCUGAAGGCCACCACGCCGCCCUCGUCCAGCGUCCACCUCCCCCUCCUGGGCCGGACCUCGCCAGACUUCUCCUCGUUCAGUUCGGUGGACGACUGGCUGGACGCCAUCAAGAUGGGCCAGUACAAGGAAAGCUUCGCUAGCGAGGAAUUCAGCAGCUUCGAGGUCGUGUCGCAGAUGACCACGGAGGACAUCCUGCGGGCCGGAGUGACGCUGGCCGGACACCAGAAGAAAAUCCUGAACAGCAUCCAGUCCAUGAGAGCUCAGAUGAACCAGAUCACGUCUGUGGAGGUGUGAACCUCUAAAAACCAUCCCGGGAACCUCUAAACCGUCCCAGGAACCUCUGAGGAACCUCUAAAAACCAUCCCAGGAACCUCUAAAAAACCAUCCCGGGAACCUCUAAACCGUCCCAGGAACCUCUAAACCAUCCCAGGAACCUCUAAAAUCCAUCCUGGGAACCUCUAAACCGUCCCAGGAACCUCUAAACUGUCCCAGGAACCUCUAAACCAUCCCAGGAACCUCUGAGGAACCUCUAAAAACCAUCCCAGGAACCUCUAAACCAUCCCAGGAACCUCUAAACCGUCCCAGGAACCUCUAAACCAUCCCGGGAACCUCUAAACCGUCCCAGGAACCUCUAAACCAUCCCGGGAACCUCUGAGCAGCCUCGACGACGACUUGCACACAGACUUGGACUCCGAUCCUCCCUCAGGUCCAACCCGACCCUCAACCCCCACGAGGCUCCUGCCGGGCCCUCCCAGCGAGAACCAGUUCCAGCUAGAACCAGUUCCAGCUAGAACCACUUCCAGCUAGAACCACUUCCAGCUAGAACCAGUUCAGCCGCUCAGAAGGUUCUGGACGCGGUUCUUCUUCAGGGGGUUUGACACCAGAACUGGUACGACGUCAGCAGCAGAAUCAGGACCGGCCUCCACCGCCAUCUCACACCCAUGUGACCUCCAUGUGACCUCCAUGUGACCUCCAUGUGACCUCCAUGUGACCUCCGUCUCGGUGCUACUGACCACAGAUUCCCCUCAGACCCGUUUCCAAGUAUCAGAAACGCUGGUGUUUUCCUGCGUUUUGUUCGUUCGUUUACACGAAAACGAAGCUCAAAGUCUCCAAAAACCAUCAUUUAUGAAAACUCCGGCCAAAGUGUAGAUUUUUCAAACCUCCGUCUUCACGUUUGCUUGUAAACGGAGAGAAACGGACAUUUAGGCUUCAGAACGUCACAUUAUGAGACAGAAACGUCACCAGCGUCAUGAGUGACACCUGUGGUUACAAUUAGUUUGUAACCGUCAAUAUUUUCUUGUAUUUUACCUGUUUUAUAUUCUAACGUCACACUUAAAAGUAACUCCACUUCUCUGUCACUCCAAACCAAAGACUCUGGUUCAUCUUGGAAGUAACUGGAAGUUCCUCGUGUCAUUUGUUGAUGUUUUUUUCCAGGAUUCUGAUUGGCUAGCAUGACUUUAUCUUCUCGUUACACUGCCCCCUGUAGGUUUGGCUGCUCAUAGCACCUUAACAGAUAUUUAUGCAGGUUCCUGGAAAUGAUGGCAUUUUUAGAAACGUAGGGGGGGAAAUAUCUGUUUUUGUAAAUACCAGCUACGUGGAAACGUGGCCUGAGUUUCAGUGUAUUCGUCUAAACCUCCUCCCUCACGGUUGAUUCCCAGUAGGGUUGAUUCCCAGCAGGAUUGAUUCCCAGCAGGAUUGAUUCCCAGUAGGGUUGAUUUCCAGCAGGGUUGAUUUCCAGCAGGGUUGAUUCCCAGCAGGGUUGAUUCCCAGCAGGGUUGAUUCCCAGCAGGGUUGAUUCCCAGUAGGGUUGAUUCCCAGCAGGGUUGAUUUCCAGCAGGGUUGAUUCCCAGCAGGGUUGAUUCCCAGUAGGGUUGAUUCCCAGCAGGGUUGAUUCCGAGCACGGUUGAUUCCCAGCAGGGUUGAUUCCCAGCAGAUUCCCAGUAGGGUUGAUUCCCAGCAGGGUUGAUUCCCAGCAGGGUUGAUUCCCAGCAGGGUUGAUUCCCAGCGGGGUUGAUUCCCAGCACGGUUGAUUCCCAGCAGGGUUGAUUCCCAGUAGAGUUGAUUCCCAGUAGGGUUGAUUCCCAGCAGGGUUGAUUCCCAGUAGAGUUGAUUCCCAGCAGGGUUGAUUCCCAGCAGGGUUUGAUUCCCAGUAGGGUUGAUUCCCAGCAGAUUCCCAGCAGGGUUGAUUCCCAGUACAGUUGAUUCCCAGUAGGGUUGAUUCCCAGCAGGGUUGAUUCCCAGCAGGGUUGAUUCCCAGCAGGGUUGAUUCCCAGUAGGGUUGAUUCCCAGCAGGGUUGAUUCCCAGCAGAGUUGAUUCCCAGUAGGGUUGAUUCCCAGCAGGGUUGAUUCCCAGCAGGAUUGAUUCUCAGCAGAUUCUGAGCCGUCCGGAGGAGCCACUCCUCCUCCCUGUGCAUCCUAUGGAUGUUUUCUUCUUCUUUCCUUCUUGUUUCCUUCUCGUUUUCUUCUUGUUUGAUGAUUGGGAGUCUGUUUGACCCCUGAGUACCUCACUUCCUGUCCUGAACGGUUUCACGUGUCCCUCGUCCCCCGGCUGGACUCAGUCUUCCUAAACCCAGAUAUCGAGCACAUCUGAACUUUUAUACCUAUACAUUAUUGAUCACAAUAGUCAGAACUGAUUCAUUGUGGUGUAAAUGUUUAUCUGGACCAACGCAGAGGGAGCUUUUACCUUCGGCUUCAAAAAGGGACAUUCCUGGGACUAACUAGUGCCAUAAGAGAUCAGGACACGCCCCCUGUGACAUCACCAGUGACAUCACCAGUGGCAUCACCAGUGACAUCACCAGUGGCAUCACCAGUGGCAUCACCAGUGACACCACCAGUGACACCACCAGUGACAUCACCAGUGACAUCACCUGUGACAUCACCAGUGACAUCACCUGUGACAUCACCAGUGACAUCACCAGUGACAUCAUCAGUGACAUCACCAGUGACAUCACCAGUGACAUCACCAGUGACAUCACCAACAGGCUUCUGGAGAACUGUUGAAGCCUCUUCGUCCUGUUCCUGCCCAGCGCCACACGGACGUUUGACGUUUGCUCACGUUUUCAAGACUGUUUCCUGUUUCCACCUCUUUCAGCAGAUUCCCCCCAAAUACACACAAAUACACACAAACACACACAAACACACUUGAAACAAGGACUUGUUGUUUCUGAUGAGCACAAACUCACUUCUGUCUUUGCCAUCGCAGUUUUCUGUCUGAUCCAGAUGAUUCACUCGCCUUUUCCUCCUCCAGCCACCGGGGGGCUCCAGAUACAAAACCAGCAAAAUAAUAUUAGUAGAGAAAUAAACAUUUACAACAACAUAAAUAAGAACAUUUGAGAAGUUCAUGGAGAAGAACUGGAACUAUGAGUCGGUUAAACGGGUUUCUGCCACAUUUGUGCUGUUUUUGUGAAGUUUUCUCCUUUUCUGCGACGCUCAGCCUCACAAAAGUGAAUAAUUCUGACUUUAUUUUCUUGUAAACUUGAAAAUUUAUCAAAAUUCAAACUUUAUGAGAAUUCCUUUACAAAUGAAUGAGUUAAAGAAGACAGAAAUUGAAAUUUUCUUCUUAAGAAGUGUUUGAGUUAGGUAUUUAUUUUCUUUAUAAAUCCCUCGAGGGGAAAAUGUAUUUAUUUAUUAUGAGGUCAGAACUUUUUUCUUGCAAAUUCGUGACUUUGUAGUCAAAAGAGUUUUAAUAUUUGUUUGUAUUUUUUAUUUAUUUGUUUUUACAAAAUUGUGACUGAAGUCAGAAAUUCUGUUUUUGUUGUUGAUUUUCACAUAUAGCAAGUAAGAAAAUGUAAUUUAUUGAAUAUUCAAAUCUAUAUAUGAACCCAAACCUUCAGACUCAAAAGAAUUUUUGAAAAUUGUAUUUCUUUCUUAACAUUUUGGGAGUUCAUAAAGUCGGACCUUUUGACUCUUUUUCAUGGAGUUUAAUCCAGCAGAACUUUGAAAUACUGCGUGAUGCGAGGCUGAAUGAGCUGGGAUUAUUACUGAUUAUUACUGGACCUUCAGACACAAAUCUGGUUCUUUUUAGAGAUUAAAGCAUCACCAGGAUCCUCUUAGAGGGGAUUAAACCCCGCCACCCCCCAAGAACCAGUUCCAAGAACCUGUUCCCAUCACACUUUUCUGCUGUUCUGGACCACGAGGAGAACCGGGAACCGGGAACCAGAACCGGAACCGGAACCGGAACCGGGAACCAGGUCACCCACGGCCCCAUCGGCCCCGUCGGUUCCUCCCACGUUCAUCUCACUUCUGUGUCGUUUUUAACUCUGUAUAAAUGUAUAUUUGAUGGUAAACCUGUGAAUGAUGUUUUAAGUUUAGCUGUUUGUAAAACCCUAUUUUUUCUUUUUUGUAAAAAAAAGAAAAACAAAACAAAAACAGAAGUCAAAUAAAGUCGACACAUCAAA